CCAUACAGCAGCAACUCAGGGCAGAGCAAUGCUCCGCUCCAUGGCGCCCCUCCACGCCGCCGCCGCCGCCGCGCAGCACGCCGCCGUCGGUGCGGCUCCAGGCAGAGAUGCUGCCCCGAAGAAGAAGAACGGCGGCAGCGUUCCGGCCAGACGCGAUACCAGGAGGGCGUUCCUGAGCGGCGUGAUGAUCGCUGCCGCCGGCGCCGGCGCGCUGCUGGGCCACGUGGACGCCGCGCCGGCGGCCUCCAAGAGGCGGGCCCCGCCGCCGCCGACGGAGGAGAAGGAGAAGAAGGACCCCAACCUCAGCGGCGUGCAGGCCAAGGUGUUGGCCAGCAGGAAGAGGAAGGAGGCCAUGAAGGAAGCCGUGGCCAAGAUGAAGGAGAAGGGGAAGAGGCCUGCCGACGCGGCCAGCAGUGUAACCGGAAUUACGGCCAAAUCGACAGGGGCCGUUGUAGAGUGAGUAUGUUUGGGUGCCGCCGAUUAAUUUACCAACCACUCAUUCAUUUGUCGAUGACGAGCACAUAACAGAGAUCGAUCCGACAUGUCUUGGAGUAAAUAUUCACUGAAUGAGUAUCGUUUUGCUACGUGCUAUGGAGUACAUCUUGAA
Molecule: messenger RNA, 607 nt
Organism: Hordeum vulgare subsp. vulgare (domesticated barley)
Lineage: Eukaryota; Viridiplantae; Streptophyta; Magnoliopsida; Poales; Poaceae
Exons: 2
Coding region: 29-460 (143 amino acids)
Source: RefSeq, a predicted model, not a curated record